AUGGCACAGGUCACACUACUUCUUGAACCCGAUGCUGAACUGGCUCACAAGGACCGAAUCGAGGGCGACGCCUCAGCCGCGUCUAUUCCAGCGUCUGCUGAUAACGACAAUUUUACUACUGCCGAUUUUGAGAUUCAAGUGCCUAGCUUUCUUCCUGAUGGAUACGGCCGCGUCUUCCACCCUCAAAUUCUCCUACACGCCAUUAUUGCCUAG
Colletotrichum graminicola M1.001 is the source of this 213-nucleotide messenger RNA. RefSeq lists its product as uncharacterized. The transcript has 2 exons. The record is from RefSeq and is a predicted model, not a curated record. Bases 1 to 213 code for a protein of 70 amino acids. NCBI's taxonomy places the organism in Eukaryota, Fungi, Ascomycota, Sordariomycetes, Glomerellales, Glomerellaceae.